GGGGCCGCUUCGUCCGGGCCGGGCGGGCCCCGCAAGGAGCGCCGCCGCACCGAGAGCCUGAACAGCGCCUUCGCCGAGCUGCGCGAGUGCAUCCCCAACGUGCCGGCCGACACGAAGCUCUCCAAGAUCAAGACGCUGCGCCUGGCCACCAGCUACAUCGCCUACCUCAUGGAGGUGCUGGCCAAGGACGGGCCCGCCGCCGAGGGCUUCAAGGCCGAGCUCAAGAAAGCCGAGCCCCGCGACGGCAAGAGGAAGCGCGAGCAGCCGCAACCCGAGGCGUAUUCUCACUCUUUAGGCCAAGGAGAAAAAAGGCUUAAAGGCAGGACUGGCUGGCCUCAGCAGGUCUGGGCGCUGGAACUCAAUCAAUGACACCCGGAGUUUCAAGGCGAGAGAGAAGGGACUCCUCGACCGCGGCGGGGCAGCCGGAGGAGGGGUCCAGG
Pogona vitticeps (central bearded dragon) is the source of this 440-nucleotide messenger RNA. RefSeq names its product heart and neural crest derivatives expressed 1 (gene HAND1). NCBI's taxonomy places the organism in Eukaryota, Metazoa, Chordata, Lepidosauria, Squamata, Agamidae. The record is from RefSeq and is a predicted model, not a curated record. Gene Ontology annotation, molecular function: RNA polymerase II transcription regulatory region sequence-specific DNA binding; DNA-binding transcription factor activity, RNA polymerase II-specific; protein dimerization activity. Gene Ontology annotation, biological process: heart development; regulation of transcription by RNA polymerase II.